GUCUGUGUAGUCGAACAUAGAUACUUGCACAUCGCUGAUGCAAUACAUUGGCCCAGUGGCACGUUGAAGUCGGCUUUCUGUUUUAAGAAGGCUUCACCAGCGAUCCAAGUUUUCUACUGCUCCUAGACGGGAAAGCAGCCAUGGGGGAUCACUUGAGUCCAGAGGAGAAGUUUCAUCUCAUCACCAGGAAUUUGCAGGAGGUUCUGGGUGAGGACAAGCUGAAAACCACCUUGCAGGAGAGAGAGCUGAAAGUGUACUGGGGCACUGCCACCACAGGGAAACCCCAUGUGGCCUACUUCGUGCCCAUGUCCAAAAUCGCUGACUUCCUGAAGGCAGGCUGUGAGGUGACCAUUCUGUUUGCUGACCUGCAUGCCUUUCUGGACAACAUGAAGGCUCCCUGGGAGCUGCUGGAGCUGAGAACACAGUACUAUGAGCAGGUGAUCAAAGCUAUGCUGGAGAGUAUCGGCGUGCCCCUAGAUAAGCUGAAAUUUGUCAAGGGGACAGACUACCAGCUGAGCAGAGAAUACACCCUGGAUGUGUACAGACUCUCCUCCAUGGUCACAGAGCAUGAUGCCAAGAAAGCUGGGGCAGAGGUGGUGAAGCAAGUGGAGCACCCCCUGCUGAGUGGGCUUCUGUAUCCUGGCCUGCAGGCUCUGGAUGAGGAGUACCUGAAAGUGGAUGCCCAGUUUGGGGGUGUAGACCAGAGGAAGAUCUUCACGCUGGCAGAGAAGUAUCUUCCCUCAUUGGGCUAUGCCAAGAGGAUCCAUAUGAUGAACCCCAUGGUCCCGGGACUCACAGGGGGAAAGAUGAGCUCUUCGGAAGAGGAGUCAAAGAUUGACCUCCUGGACAGGAAAGAGGACGUGAAGAAGAAGUUGAAGAAGGCCUUUUGCGAACCGGGCAAUGUGCAGAGCAACGGAGUCCUGUCUUUCGUCAAACACGUCCUCUUCCCCCUUCAUGCAGAGUUUGUCAUCAAGAGGGAUGAGAAGUGGGGGGGAGACCAAACCUAUACAGUUUACGAGGAAGUGGAGAAGGACUUUGCAGCGGAGGUCAUUCACCCAGGUGACCUUAAGGCCUCUGUGGAGGUGGCCCUGAACAAGCUGCUGGAUCCCAUCAGGAAGAAGUUUGAGAGCCCAGAAUUGAGGAAACUGACUAAUGCUGCCUACUCUGACCCCUCCAAAAAAAAGGGAGCAGCAAAAGGAAACCCUAAAAACACAGAGGAGGACGACGUCGUUCCCUCACGACUGGAUAUCCGAGUGGGAAAAGUGGUCAGUGUGGAAAAGCACCCGGAUGCUGACUCGCUGUACUUGGAGAAGAUUGACGUGGGGGAGGCGGAGCCUAGGACAGUGGUGAGCGGGCUGGUGGCCUACAUUUCCCAGGAGCAGCUGCAGGAUCGGCUGGUGGUGCUGCUGUGCAACCUCAAACCGCAGAAGAUGAGGGGCGUGGAGUCCCAGGCCAUGCUGCUGUGUGCCUCUGUCGAGGGGGAGCCUAGGAGGGUGGAGCCGCUGGACCCCCCAGAGGGCUCAUCGCCAGGGGAACGUGUUUUCGUGGAGGGCUACGAGGCGGGCAAGGCAGACGAUGAACUGAAGCCAAAGAAGAAGGUGUUUGAGAAGUUACAGGUGGAUUUGAAAAUCUCAGGUGAGUGUGUUGCUCAGUGGAGAGAGAAGGACCUCAUGACCAAACUCGGACAGGUCACCUGCAAAACUUUGAAAGGCGGGAACAUCAGCUAGACCCCCCCAUACCAGCCUACAUGGAUUCUUCCAGUCUCCAUGACAACUGGACUUGCACAGGCAGGAAGGAACAUUCAUAAAAGGUGGAGGAUUGAGGAGGAGGGGGAAUUAAUGAGAGAACCUCUAAUUAAUGUGUACAGUUCCACAGGAUUUCCUGUGCUGUUAAAUGGCUUUACGCCUCAUUUCUGUUCUUGAGGUUUAUCAUGGUAUUACCUUCCCUCUCAUUAUUUACUAUCAAAAUAUAAAACAAAACAGUUUCCGCAGAUUAUGUACACUUCAAUACCAUUGUACAUAACGAUCUUGUGUACAUUCAGGGCUUAUGUGACUGGCAUGUUUAUUGUUAUUAUAUUUUAAUUGACGGCAGUUGUAAUCCAUCUCUAUUCCAAUGGCUUGUGGAGCACUUCAUACAAGCCAGGAGUUAUUUUCAUAAUAUUCAGUAAUAUUUAUACAGUCCAUGUACCAUCUCUCUCCCACAAAAGGUGUGUCCCACAAAAAUGAUUGUGUCCUGAAACAUUCCAGUAAAACUGGAAACAUUUGGGUGAUAAGCAUGCGACUGGUCUAACUGUAAGGUUUGGUAUGUCUUCAUUUCAACUCAACUCCCAAGAUCCUGUAUUCAGCCAUCGGAUUGUCCAGUUAUCUGGAAUUGUAGGUAGUGAUGGACCGGUUGCACUGGAAGUCAGAAUUCAGUUUUAAAAUACAAAUUCAUUAGCCUAUAACUUGUGAUGGAUAUAUUAUUGUUGUGUAACCAACUGCAGGGCUUCAUUGUAACAAUCACUGGCACCACUCCCACAUAACAUGAUUUGUACAUUAAAUCGCUAUAUUACUGUU
Messenger RNA from Conger conger (European conger), 2555 nucleotides. It is a transcript of the gene yars1, whose product is annotated as tyrosyl-tRNA synthetase 1. Bases 141 to 1727 code for a protein of 528 amino acids. The transcript has 14 exons. The record is from RefSeq and is a predicted model, not a curated record. NCBI's taxonomy places the organism in Eukaryota, Metazoa, Chordata, Actinopteri, Anguilliformes, Congridae. Gene Ontology annotation, biological process: tyrosyl-tRNA aminoacylation. Gene Ontology annotation, molecular function: tRNA binding; ATP binding; tyrosine-tRNA ligase activity.